Molecule: messenger RNA, 405 nt
Organism: Aspergillus niger
Lineage: Eukaryota; Fungi; Ascomycota; Eurotiomycetes; Eurotiales; Aspergillaceae
Exons: 2
Coding region: 1-405 (134 amino acids)
Source: RefSeq, a predicted model, not a curated record
AUGGGAUGUUGUGAGCUGCGAAGCGUCGCAGCUCAAGUAGGCGUGGUGUUUGGUUGUAGCGCGGAAUGUGGUGUCGGCGUGGAAAAGAGAGACGAGAAGGUAGAGGGGAGAGGGCCGGACGGAGGUGUAAGAAGUGAGGAAUGUUUGUCCCUGGCGGGAGCUGCUCAAGAUCAGUCAAGACCUCAAGAAGCAGACGUUGUGUUUGGCCAGGCUGUCUGUUAUCGCGGACUCGAAGAUGCAGGUGGAGGAUGUUCGGCCAACCACAUAAACCGGUUAGGUGGCCGCAACGCCGGCCGGCUUUACUGUUCGUCCGCGACCGGGUCACGUGGGAUUAUCGCACAGCAGCAUCAGAUAAGAGUUCAUGAAUUGUGUAUGGAAUCGCUAUCAACGCUCAUUGCUAGCUAA